AUGGAAAAUAGUUCCUUGUCCCAAUGCAAACACUCUUCUUCUACUUCUUACCCUUUGUUUGGUCUGGUGGAUUUUUUCCUCAUCGGUUUUUUCAGAUGGGUUUCUUUCGCUCAGAUAUUUUUCUCCAGGUUCUGUCCUCUUCUUCAACACCAGCAGUGUGUUUCCGAGAAGAAGAGCAAAGAUCUCGAAGUCCAGAGUUUGAUCAAACAUGAUGAUGGUCUCUGCAUAGAAGAUGCAGAGAUGGUGAUGCAAAGCUUAGGACUUUACCGACCAAGAAAGCGAGGGACUUCAGAAACGUUACAGUUCCGAGGAGCUUUCGAAUCUGUUUGA
Messenger RNA from Eruca vesicaria subsp. sativa (arugula), 330 nucleotides. NCBI's taxonomy places the organism in Eukaryota, Viridiplantae, Streptophyta, Magnoliopsida, Brassicales, Brassicaceae. The record is from the annotation of a GenBank genome assembly.